This is a messenger RNA of Schistosoma guineensis, 1812 nucleotides long. The record is from the annotation of a GenBank genome assembly. Lineage: Eukaryota; Metazoa; Platyhelminthes; Trematoda; Strigeidida; Schistosomatidae.
AUGAACCGCACAAAUUCUCCAUUAGAUGAAGCGUAUGCGACAUGCAGUGGAUUGGAUUUAACUUUAAAAGAUCAAUCUGUUUUGGAAUCCCAUGUACAAGCCUCAUCGACACCAAGACGAUUAAAUUAUAUCCCAUCAAAAACUCUUCACGAACAAAACGAUUAUUAUUGUUCAGAACAAUUUAACGCCGAAAAUAACUCUUUUAUCAUUAGUGAGCAUAUAAACCAAGUUCAAAAUAGUAACGAGUCUCUAGAGAAUAAUAAACAACUUGAUCAACGACUUGGAUUUAACUAUAGUUCAGGAUCAUUUAACAGUAAAGGUUCAACUGUUUCUUGUUACCACUCGGUGCAAUCAAAUAAUUUGGACUAUAGUAAAGAAACUGCAAAUCCUGAUAAACUAAGUCCCCUUGACUUACGUAUUAAGUCAUUCUCGGAUGAUAUUAACUUGAUUAAUAACAGAGACAGUGGAUAUUUAGUUAUUACUACAGACACCAAAACAGAAUGUGAAAUAUCCACCCAUAUAUUCUUAUCUAAUCAGGCGAUACCUCAGAUAAAGCGUUCAAAUAUUGAAAAACAAACGGGUAGCUCCUUCAACAUCCAGUCCAUACUAGGAGUAACAGAUCAAUUUAAAGUAUUUUCUGAAACUACCAGUAAUACAGAUAGUAAUACAAAUGAUGAUAACAUAAAAAAUAAUAAUAUAGAGAUAAUAGAUCGAACAAAAGCCUCAAAUUCUUUUUUCGAUCAGUUUCUAGUUGGUUAUUUGCAAGCAAUGAAUCCAUUACUACUGAGUUCACGUGGAAUUCAAAUGCAGAGUGUAAUUACACCACCACAACCGGUGGACACUACUGUAACCAUACAGUCUACAAAUUCAGUCUCGACGACACUCCCGUUAAAUGAAACAGGUACUGUGAAAUUCUCAGUUAAGCAGCGUGCAAAAAAGUUGAAUCCUACUACAUCAAUGUACAGCAUAACUAACGGUAUGACCAAUAGACAAUUAGACGUGAAAAAUAAUGAUCCCAUUCAUGGCAGUUUAAAACAAACGGAACGUAUUCAACAAUCAAUGAAGAAUGUUUACGAUUUGAGUGGUUCAUCGCUCUCGAAUGAAGAUGAUGUAAUAACUAGACAACGAGCCAAAACGUCUGACGUAGGAAAGACACCUGUUAUUCUUUAUUGCCCCGAACCAUCAGACAGCAAAACAAAAGUGAAGGCCAUGCUGGAACGGAAUGACCCGUGUUUAAAAUAUGUCAAUGAUGGAGCUGCGAUACGCAACCCAUUUGCUAUUGAUCGAAAAAUUCAACUGGUCCAUUUAACUUCACUAUUAUGUGUCAAACUUGAUAAUGGUACAUAUUUGUGCAAAGGAUGCAACCGUACAACUAAACGUUUAAGACCAAUGCAACAACACUUACUAUCACACAGUGCAAGUAAAUUCAAUCUGUGUGUUAAGUGUCUUAAAGGUUUCAACGAUAAGUACGAUAUGAAACGGCACACACGCAAACAUACUCUUGUACGCCCGUAUGUCUGUCCAGAAUGCGGACGAUCAUUUAGCCAGCGUUGUUCAUUAGAAGGUCAUCGACGCAAAAUACAUAGGAUUCAGUUGAAUUAUCCACCAAAUCAACGUCGUGAAAUAGUACGUGUUUGUGAAACCUGUGGUUAUUCAUGUCCUAAAUUAUAUGAUAUGUUACAGCAUACAUUAAAUAAUCACCCAAACAGUAACUGUUUACCAAGACUACAACGCCAAUUAAUAAGAUAUAAAGAAAAACUCCAGAGUACUUCACUUACAUCAGAUGAUGACAAUAUAUACGAGAUACGCUAG